CGGGCAGUUUAAUAAAUUUGUUCACCUAACGGUUGUGUGUCAUUAUGGAGAAUAAAGCAAUCCAGCAGCAAACAAAGUAUGAAACAAAUGCACUUGUUGGCUCACCAAUCGAACUGAAUGUGGUAUAAAUAUGAAGUUUCGAUAGUUCCGUACUUCAGUUGUGCUCUGAGUCCAGCGAGAGAAGUCGAACGAAUACAAAGGCAAAAUGAAAUUCUUCAUUGUGAUCCUUGCACACGUUGCACUGGCAUACGCUGAAGAUGAAUGGAUGCCGAAAAAUAUGGCAGAGCUUAAUGUUAUCCGCCAGGAAUGCCUUAAGGAUUUCCCACUCAACGAUGAAUACAUCGAAAAAAUGAAGAAUUUCGAAUAUCCCGAUGAAGAGCCCGUACGUAAGUACUUGCUUUGUACCGUAAAGAGAUUUGGUAUCUUUCGCGAGGGUGAGGGCUAUAAUAUUGACCGUGUUGCCAAGCAAUUUAAAAUGGAUUUGGAUGAGGCUGAGGCCCUUGCCAUUGUUGAGGGUUGCGUGGAUAAAAACACAGAAGGUAGCAGCGAUGAUGUGUGGGUCUAUCGUUGUCGCAAGUGUGUGAUGGCAAGCAAGAUCGGUGAUCGGGUGAAGGCUAAAAGCAGGGAGUAGUCAUACAAGCAAUAAAUUAUAAGUACUGUUAUUCGUUGAACAAUAAAAAAUAUUUUAUUAAGUAUUUUAAUGUAGUGGAAGUGGUAAUUUAAUUUUAAUUUAUCCUAUAUAGACCUGUUUUGGAAUAAAACUUCUUAGAAAAACGAAAA
Messenger RNA from Bactrocera dorsalis (oriental fruit fly), 780 nucleotides. RefSeq names its product general odorant-binding protein 99a. Gene Ontology annotation, molecular function: odorant binding. Bases 206 to 631 code for a protein of 141 amino acids. Lineage: Eukaryota; Metazoa; Arthropoda; Insecta; Diptera; Tephritidae. The transcript is spliced from 2 exons. The record is from RefSeq and is a predicted model, not a curated record. Gene Ontology annotation, biological process: sensory perception of smell.